AUGGCGAAAUCAGGCGGCCAGGCGGCUCUUUAUAUUUUCCUCCUGUGUGUCUUGCACCCCGUCACGGGUCAAAUCCGCUACACCAUUCCCGAGGAAGCGGAGCAGGGUACCUUUGUUGGGAAUAUCGCUGAGGAUUUGCGACUGAACACUCGGACGCUGUCAGCUCGCGAGUUGCGGCUGGUCUCUUACGACAGCGAAGAGUACCUGGAGGUAAAUUUGGACACUGGGAUUUUAUUUGUUCACCAAAGAAUUAACAGGGAGGAAAUCUGCGGCCAAAGCGUUCCCUGCUCCCUUUCGUUUGAAGUGAUGGUUGAAAGCCCUUUGGAAAUACAUCGCGUUGAAGUGGAGGUACUUGAUAUAAAUGAUAAUUCUCCCAGUUUUCCUAAGAAUGAAUUGGCCUUGCAGAUCGGUGAAUCGAUUGCUCCCGGGGCGCGAUUUCCUUUGGAGAGCGCACACGAUCCCGAUGUGGGCACAAAUGCAAUCAAAACAUAUCAGAUUAGUUCAAAUGAUUAUUUCGGCAUCAAUGUUCAGAGCAGAAGCGACGGUAGUAAACGGGCUGAAUUGCUACUGGAAAAGCCUCUGGACCGGGAACAAGAGUCAACCCUCAAGCUGGUUCUUACAGCCGUUGAUGGGGGUGUCCCACCCAGAUCUGGAACCACUCGGGUUAUCAUUACUGUACUGGAUGCAAAUGACAACACGCCUGUGUUUGAUCAUGAAAUAUACAGAGUGAGUUUGGCAGAAAACGCUUCGAAGAAUGCAUUUGUUAUCCGCGUCAAGGCUACCGAUUCAGACGAAGGUUUAAAUGCUGAGGUAAAAUAUUCUUUCAUCAAUCACCUUCCUUACGGUGUUAAUGAUCUGUUCAGUUUGGACUCGCAAACGGGAGAGAUUCGAGUUCAAGGAUCACUGGAUUUUGAGCAGUCACACGUUUAUGAACUUGAGGUACAAGCUGUGGACAAAGGUACAUCUGCUCUGGCGGGACAUUGCAAAGUUUUGGUCGCCAUAGUGGACGUGAACGACAAUGCUCCUGAGGUUAAACUGACCUCAGUGUCCAGUACUGUCCGAGAAAAUGCAUCGCCCGGGACUGUGAUAUGCCUGAUCAGCGUGACAGAUAGGGAUUCCGGGAAAAACGGUCAAGUACACUGUCAGAUCCCCAAUAACAUCCCCUUCAAACUUCAAAAAUCUUUGGCUGACCAAUAUAAAUUGAUUACCAGCGAUAAACUGGACCGUGAGACUAACCCUACAUAUAAUAUAUCGCUGUCUGCCUGGGAUUCAGGGACUCCGCAGCUUUCCACACACAGAACCAUUUGGGUGUCGGUCUCUGAUGUAAAUGACAACGCACCGCGGUUUGCUCAGUCGGUAUAUACCGUCUAUCUAAAGGAAAACAACGCUCCCGGUGCCUCUAUCUUUGCGGUAACUGCCGUGGACCUUGAUCUGGAUCAGAACUCUUACAUAAGCUACUCCAUGCUGGAGAACCAAAUCCAAGGUAAAUAUGCGUCCUUUCACGUCAGUGUGAACUCCAACAACGGGAAUAUUUACGCACUGCAUUCCUUUGACUAUGAAGAGCUCAAACGGUUUCAGAUUCAGAUUCAGGCCCGGGAUUCCGGAGUCCCGCCCCUCACCAGCAGCGUCGCAAUCAAUGUGAUUAUUCUGGAUCAAAACGACAACAAACCCGUCGUUAUUUCACCUCUAACGUGGAAUGGGUCAGCAGCGGUGGAGGUGCUACCUGGAGCUGCAUCAUCCGACUACCUGGUGACCAAGAUACUUGCGACUGAUGCGGAUUCUGGUCAGAAUGCGCGGCUAUCGUACCAUUUACUUCAAGCUACUGACGCCAGUUUGUUCAGGGUGGGGCUGCAUUCCGGGGAAAUAAGAACAACGCGCAGUUUUCUUGGCCCAGAUUCCAACCCACAAAGUUUGGUGAUUGAAGUCACCGACAAUGGACAGCCAUCUCUCUCCACAAGCGUCACAGUACUUGUUUCUACGGGGCCUAAUGUGACUGAAAAAUACUCUGACAAGCGCCAGGUGGACCCAAAGCCUGAUACCACUUUCCAUUUGAAUCUAUAUUUAAUUGUUAUUUUGGGUUCUACGUCAUUCAUAUUUCUAAUCAUCAUAGUUUUGCUGAUUGUCAUAAAAUGCCACCAAGACAGACACACUGGUUAUGGUUGCAAUUCAACAUUUUGCUGCUGGGAAAAGAGAAAUUUGAGGAAUGUUUCUCAUGGAAGAGCUACACCAAAAGAAUCGUUGCAUUACACUGAGGUUGGUGAAAGGCUUCCCAUUCCCGCAGCGUAUAAUUAUAGGGUGUCCCUUUCUCCUGAAUCGGCGAAGAGUGAUUUUCUGUUUCUAAGAACAUACAAUCAAGACAUCCACAGUAGUAGUGUCACUGACACCAACGUUACCAAACAAUAUUAUUCAAAUGAAACCAUUUACCUUUGGCCAACCAAAUCAGGCGAGGAUGAAGGCAAUAAGAAAAGGAAAUCAACCCAGUCCCCAAAGGGGACCAGGGUGAAACCGACAUUCCAGUUGAAACCUAGCGAUAUUCAGAAUAUGGCUCAUACCAUGUUUAUAUUACCGAAAUCCUGGUAUUAUAUUGGAGAAGACGAAAUAACAAAUAGAAACCGAUCUCGUACGGUAGGAAUGAACGCUUUGUCUUAUGUUGCUGUCUUUUGUAUCUUGGGUCUGGCGUUUGGAGAAAUUCGUUAUUCUAUUCCCGAGGAAUUGAAUAACGAUGCUUUUGUUGGAAAUAUAGCUAAUGAUCUGGGUUUGAAUGUUGAAUCUCUAUCGAAAAGAAGGUUUCGGAUAGUCUCUGUCGUCAGGAAGCAGUAUCUGGGGGUGAAUUUACAAAAUGGAGUUCUGUUUGUGAAUGCAAGGAUAGACAGAGAACAGCUGUGUGGAGCCAACGCCGCUUGUUUUCUGCGUUUGGAAGCGGUGAUCGAAAACCCUUUGGAAUCAUUUCAAAUAGAAGUGGAAAUUCUUGAUAUAAAUGAUAAUGCUCCCGGUUUCGAACGGAGCGAACAGCACAUAGAAAUCCCUGAGACGGCAGCACCGGGGACUCGCUUUCUGCUGGACAGCGCGCAAGACCCUGACGUCGGUACAAAUUCUCUUAAUACAUACCUGCUUAGUCCGAAUGAUUAUUUCUCGCUGGAUGUACAGACUGGGAGUGAUCAUGGCAAAUUAGCCGAAUUGGUUCUCAAAACAAAUCUAGACAGGGAAAAACAAGCCGCCUACAAACUGGUCCUGACAGCGUUAGACGGUGGUUCCCCGGUUCUAUCAGGGACCACAUUGAUCAAAAUUACCGUGUUAGAUAGUAACGACAAUAUGCCUAUUUUUGACCACACUAUCUACAGGGUCAGUGUACUGGAAAACGUUCUUAAAGGAACAUUGAUUAUCAGACUCAACGCUACAGAUGCAGAUGAAGGUGCAAAUGGCGAGGUCAUGUACAACUUCCGCAGGCGCACUCCUAAGAAAGUCCUUGAGCUCUUUAAGUUAGAACCCAACACGGGAGAGAUUCGAGUCCAAGGAGUGAUUGAUUUUGAAGAAAAUAACGUUUAUGAGAUGAUCGUAGAAGCUAAGGAUAAAGGUGCAUCUGCAGUUCCAGUACAUUGCAAGGUCGUGGUCACAGUCUUAGAUAUGAAUGAUAAUGCACCCCAAGUCAUUCUUACCUCAUUAUCCAGCCCAAUCCCUGAAGAUGCCCCACCGGGAACAGUGGUGGCUCUGAUCACUGUAACAGACCAAGAAUCAGAAGAAAAUGGCGAAGUUCGUUGUCAGAUUCAACACGAUGUCCCCUUCCAAUUGAAUUCUUCCUCAAAGAACUCCUACACAUUAGUCACCCGCUAUUCCCUGGACAGAGAAGCAUCAUCCCAUUACAGCGUUGUAAUCUCAUGCAGGGAUUUAGGGCUGCCUCCUCUGGUAACCAACAAAACCAUCCAGGUGGAGGUGUCAGAUAUCAACGACAACGCGCCACAUUUUGCGCAUCGUUCAUUUACAGCGUAUGUAACAGAGAACAACCCACCUGGUUCAUCUAUAUUCUCAGUGACUGCUUUUGACCUCGACAAGCACCGGAAUGCGCACCUGUCUUACUCUAUUCAACACACCGAGGUGAAGGGUGCUCCUGUUUUCGAUUACGUCUCCAUUAAUUCGGAGAGCGGAAUUAUCUUUUCACAGAAUUCUUUUGACUAUGAACAACUCAAGAAUUUUCAGGUUGGUGUUCAAGUACAGGAUGGCGGCGACCCCCCACUCACAGCCAACGUUACAGUAAACGUAGUUAUCUUGGAUCAGAAUGAUAACGCGCCUCUCAUUGUGUCGCCCAUACCAAUGGAUGGCUUUGACGCAAUUAUUUCUCCAUCUGUGGAUCCGGGGUACCAGGUGACAAAAAUCAUCGCCACGGAUGCUGAUUCGGGGCAAAAUGCCCGCCUUUCAUACCAGUUACUAGACGCCACACAGCCAGGUGUGUUCAAUGUGAUAUCGAACUCUGGAGAAAUCAGGACUACUCGGCGUUUGGAUGACCUGAAAGACACUGUGCAUCGCCUUGUUAUUAUGGUGAAAGACAGUGGCCAUCCAUCACUCUCAGCCACAGGUACCGUUAGUCUUUCCAUUAUUGAUGGUGGUGCAGAAAUGUUAUCUGACUUCAGUGGGAACGUCCCCAAAUCGACGGAUUCUUCAGAUUUGGCCUUUUAUAUUAUUAUAUCGUUAGGAUCUAUUUCAUGUGUUCUUCUGGUGACUAUUAUUGCCCUUGUAACCACCAUAUGUCAUAACGACAGUCGUUCCUCCUCUGUCUGUUGCUUCAGACAGAGGAAUCUGAGUGACACCUUCCAGAAUUCUCAUAUCAAUCUCCAGCGAGCGCAUAAUUCCGAAUUGGUUUCAAACUUCAUGGAAGUUCGAGGUACCGGUUCGCUCUCCCGCACCUAUUGUUAUAAAGUUCAUUCGGCUUCUGAAUCGGGCAAAGGCGAUUUGACAUUGCAGGAAUCGGCUCCAGCGACUCUCGCAACCCAUGAGAAAACAUCGGCAAUCACCAAAGCAGAAUGGAAUGGAAAAGCUGCAGGCAAUUGGAUCAAGAUACCUAUCCAGAUCGAAUGCCCACAGAUUUUUGGAAAUGACAAUUUUUUUGAAGCAGAAAUGGCAAACCGAGAUGGACACUGUGUGCUAAGUUUUCGAGCAAUAUUUCUUGCUUUCUUCCUUUAUCGCUGGGAUUCAGCUUGCGGGCAGAUUCGAUAUUCUGUCUCUGAAGAACAGAAGCACGGGACUUUCGUUGGAAAUAUCGCUAACGAUUUGGGCUUAUAUGUGGGAAAUUUAUCCACCGAAGUGCGGAUGGUCUCUUCUGCUCGGCAGCAAUAUUUCAAGGUAGAUUUACAAACUGGUAUUUUGUUUGUGGAUAAACAAAUUGACAGAGAACGGCUGUGUGCGCAGAGCCUGGCCUGUUCGCUUACACUAGAGCUUGUGGUUGAAAAUCCGUUAGAAGUUUCAUGCAAAAUAAAAAUUUUAGAUAUAAAUGAUAAUGCUCCUAGUUUCGUGAAUAAUGAACAACAUUUGGAAAUUCUGGAAUCAGCAGUCCCUGGAACUCGAUAUUUGCUGGAGAGUGCGCAUGACCUUGAUGUGGGCAGCAACUCUCUCCGGACCUAUGUACUCAGUUCCACCGAGUACUUCACUUUGGAUGUCCAGUCCAGCAUUGAUAACAAGAAGUUUGCAGAAUUGGUCCUUGAGAAGCAUCUGGACCGAGAAAAGAAUGCGGUUUAUGAUUUAAUAUUGACGGCCAUUGAUGGCGGGACCCCGGAAAGAUCUGGAACCGCCCGAAUAGUUAUUACUGUACUGGAUGUAAACGAUAAUGUCCCUGUUUUUGACAAAACAAUUUACGAAGUGACUUUGGUGGAAAAUUCCCCAGUGGGUACACUUGUAAUUAAACUGGAUGCUACCGAUAUCGAUGAAGGUAGGAAUGGCGACAUUGUUUAUAACUUGCACAGUCACACCUCCGAGAAAGUGCGUAAAUUGUUCAGCAUAGAGCCCCAGACUGGAGAGAUCAGAGUGAAAGGAGUUGUUGAUUUCGAAGAAGCAGCUUUUGUAGAAAUUAACAUAGAAGCAAAAGAUAAGGGCCCUUAUCCAGUUCCUGUACGUUGUAAAGUAAUUGUCAAUAUAGUGAAUGUUAAUGAUAAUGCUCCUGAGUUUACAGUGAGCUUAUUUUCCAGCCCAGUUCCCGAGGAUGCGCCACUUGGCACAAUGAUAGCUCUCAUUAGUCUGAAAGAUCAAGAAUCGGAGGAAAAUGGAGAAAUUCACUGUUAUAUUGCAGACAGAACUCCAUUCAUACUUAACCUAUCUUCGAAGAAUUCGUAUACGUUAGUUACGCAUCAGUUGUUGGACAGGGAGACUACUCCGCAGUAUAAAUUUGUAGUCAUAUGCAGAGACUCGGGGUCUCCUCCUCUAUCCUCUAACAAAACGUUUUUGGUGGAGGUUUCAGACAGAAAUGACAAUGCACCACAUUUUACACAGUCAUCCUAUACAACACAUGUGAUGGAGAACAGCGCUCCAGGCUCCUCCAUCUGCGCUUUGACUGCCUUUGAUGCUGACUUGGACGCCAAUGCUUAUCUGUCCUAUUCUAUACUGGAGAGCCAUAUUCAAGGAAUGCCCGUGUCUACCUAUGUCUCCAUCGGUUCAGACAGUGGCAUUAUAUUUUCCAAUAUGCCUUUUGACUACGAGCAAAUAAAGAGCUUUCAAUUCAUAGUUCAGGCCACGGACGCCGGAGUCCCACCGCUUAGCGACAACGUUACUGUGAAUGUAAUUAUUCUCGAUCAGAACGAUAACUCCCCGGAAAUCAUAUCGCCGCUCACGAUGAAGGGUUUGGAAGUCACAGUUCCCCGUUCUGCUGAUCCUGGAUAUUUAGUCACGAAAGUAAUUGCUGUCGAUGCCGAUUCUGGGCAGAAUGCGCGUCUGUCCUACCAGUUGCCGGAAGUGAAAGAGACGGAGCUGUUUCAAGUUGGGUUGAACUCCGGAGAAAUCAGGACUGCUCGACGUCUGCGUGACAGAGAUGCAACUGUUCACCGUUUGGUUGUGUUGGUAAAAGACCAAGGCCACCCAUCACUUUCUGCCAGUGUAACUAUCAACCUAUCUUUACUGGAGGACUUUGCGCAAAACGUUUCUGAUGUAAACCUAUUGAUCCGAAAAUCUGAGUACAGCUCUGAUAUAGCGUUUUACUUAAUCAUAUUCUUGGGGACACUGUCUUCGGUUCUUUUUGUGGCUAUUAUCUUCUUAGUUUUUACCAUCUGCCAAGCUGACAGAAAUACUACCCACGGAUCCUUCAACACCUCAUUCAUUGCGCGGAGAUAUACAAAUGACCUGUUUCUGGAUUCCAAUGUUAACCUCCAUACAGUGCCUGAUUCUAAGCAGCUGACAAAUGUGGUUGAGGUUCGUGGGACCGGAUCCCUUUCUCGCACCUACUGUUAUCAAGUUCACUCAACCCCUGACUCCGCCCAAACUAAAGUCAUGAUCCCAUCUUCAAGAAAUUCAACUGUAUCUAGAAUGUAUAACAAGGAAACCGAUCAGCACGAGAUAGAGUGGAAUGUGAGGAGGGAAAACGGCAAAACCGAGUGGCCAGUUAAGGGAUUUCUGCGAUACUUUAUUUUCAUGAGCUAUUUCACAGCAAACAAGAAGGAAAGAAGACUUUACAGAAUGAGAAAACGAGGUUUGUCGUCCAUUUUAUUGCUUUGUGUCUGGGAUAUCGCGUUUGGGCAGGUUCGUUAUUCGAUUCCAGAAGAAACGGGGAGCGGUGCCUUCGUAGGGAAUAUCGCUCAUGAUUUAGGCUUAGAGCUCAAAGAACUGUCAGCUCGAAGAUUCCGAAUUGUCUCCGGUUCUCGGCCGCAGUAUUUUGGAGUUAAUCUACAAACCGGAAUUCUGUUUGUGAACAAAAGAAUCGACAGGGAAAAGCUGUGUGGACAGAGCCACGACUGUGUCCUUCCUCUGGAGGUAGUUACCGAAAACCCUGUCAAUCUGCACCGUGUAGAAGUAGAAAUCCAAGAUAUAAAUGACAAUUCUCCAAUUUUCCCGAAGAGUGAAAUUCGUUUGGAGAUUUUCGAAUCAGCUUCACCUGGGACUCGCUUCCUGUUGGAGGGCGCGCAAGAUUCCGACGUAGGUACCAAUUCAAUACGAACCUAUGAGCUCAGUACAAAUAAAUACUUUAGUUUGAACAUACAGACUCGCGGAGAACGUAAAUUAGCUGAACUGGUGCUCGAAAAAUCGCUGGACAGAGAACAAGAGUCCUUGCAUAAUAUCUUGUUGACAGCCAUUGAUGGUGGAACGCCAGAGAGAUCCGGCACCGCUUAUACCACCGUUGUGGUCCUGGAUGCAAAUGACAACUCGCCAGUUUUCCAGCAAUCUUUGUACAAGGUCAGUGUACGUGAAAAUGCAGCAGUGGGAACUUUGGUAAUCGCGCUGAACGCAACUGAUUUGGACGAAGGAUUUAACAGUGACAUAGAAUAUUCUUUCAGUGACUACAAUUCUGAUAGAGUGGGCGAACUUUUCAGUCUGGAUUCAAAAACAGGAAAACUGAGUGUGAAAGAAGUGCUGGAUUUCGAAGAAGCCGAUAUGUAUGAGAUUAAUAUUGAAGCAAAGGAUAAAGGUUUUUAUGCAGUUCCUGGGCAUUGCACAGUUGUGGUGAAUAUUGAUGAUGUCAAUGACAACGUGCCGGAGUUGACUUUCGUCUCGCUGUCCAACACAAUUCGAGAAGAUUCUCCCCCGGGAACUGUGAUCGCCCUGAUCAGCGUUACGGAUUAUGAUUCGGGUGAUAAUAGCCGGACCAGUUGUCAGAUUCCCAACACACUUCCAUUUGAACUCAAAUCUUCGUUUAAGGGAACGUACACUUUAAAAACAAAGGCUGCACUGGACAGGGAAACAGCCCCCGAAUAUAAAAUUAACAUCACAUGCAGAGAUGAUGGAUCCCCUGCCCUUUCCAGCCAUAAAAUCAUGGUGGUCAAGAUUACAGACAUAAAUGACAACGCACCCAAGUGAAAGCCGUUCCUAUACGCCUAUGUGAUGGAGAACAGCGCACCGGGGUCUUCGAUUUGUUCAGUAACUGCGUUGGACUCAGACUCGGACGAAAACUCCCACCUAUCCUACUCUAUACUAGAAUCGCAAUUGAAAGGUAUUCCUAUAUCGUCUUACCUCUCCAUUAAUUCGGAAAGCGGUAUCAUAUACUCGCAACGUUCGUUUGACUAUGAGCAGUUUAAAAACCUCCUGUUCCACGUUCAAGCCCGAGAUGGCGGCGUCCCGUCAUUGGGUACGAAUAUUACUGUCAACAUGAUUAUCUUGGAUCAGAAUGACAACGCACCAGAAAUCUUGUCCCCGCUGCCAAAAAGGGACCCUAAGAUAACAGUUCCGCCAUCCGCAGAUCCAGGUUAUCUGGUAACCAAGGUCAGCGCAACCGAUGCUGAUUCCGGCCAGAACGCAAGGCUCUCAUAUCAGCUGGUCCAAGCUACAGACCCAAGUCUUUUCAAGGUGGGACUCAGUUCUGGGCAAAUCAGAACGACUCGCCGUGUUGCAGAUCAUGAUUUAAGAGUACAACGGCUUGUCAUUAUGGUGCGGGAUAACGGGCAUCCGCCUCUGUCAGUGUCAACGAAUAUCGAGGUUUCGAUAGUGGAUAAUAAUCCGGAAACGCGUUCUGAUUUUAGGGAUGUACCCAACCCCCCUGAACGUUCAUCUAACUUCGCUAUGUAUAUUAUAAUUUCUCUCGGGGCUCUCACGUUUAUACUUAUGUUAGCCGUAAUUGGUCUAGUUUAUUUCAUGUGCCACUCUCACCGAAACGGUUGCCACUUGGGAAGAAAGAACGAGAAACAUAGGUUCACGAAUUCUCAUCUGAACUUUCAAAUUGCGACAGACUCCAAGCUAAUUUCUAAUUAUGUGGAGGUUCGAGGAACGGGGACUUUGAGCCAAACUCACAGCUACAAAGUGCCUUCAGACGUUAUGGUUUUCAAGCCCUGCAGCCCGCCAGGAUACAGGCAUUCGGUCCAGAAAAUUGAGCCUUUUUCUUCAGAGUGGAGUGGGGAGGCAACAGAUAAUUUGACCGGUGUAAUUAAUGAGGUAGGACAACUGAACACAGACUGGCGUUCUUCAGAACCUUACAUAGCAUCAAAGAUCAGCUCCCAGUACUUGGAAGAAAACCCAGCCCAGGAUGAAAUUAAACGAGAAUUCAACAGGCGACACACAGCUAUCACUUCAGCAGCAGAUGCAGGUUACAUUGAAGCAUCUCCAGAUCUAGAAGAUGGCAUUCCUACUUGGGCUCCUCGAUAUGGAUCACAGCAGCUUGAGCACCAGGAACCUGACGAGUAUCAGCCCAGCAUCUACAUGGGAGGUAGUCCAGUCCGAUUGCCCGCCAAACAGGACCAAGUGGCCAAAUUGGACGGGCAGCAAUCUGCCUCGUCCACCAAGAAAAAGAAGAAACGUAGCAAACGAACGGAAAAGAGGGAGAGCAAAGUUACCGUUGAGGAGCCACAGAAUGAGUAAUGCAACUUGUCAUGACAAUCUGAGAACUAUCAGUAUCCAGAUCAGGGCACCAGGAUAGACAUAAGGGUUUUGCGACUUAAAAUUAAAAUCACUUUUGAAAAGGGGUAUUGUACGUUCAACGCUUAUUUGUUUUUCUUUGUUAAAUUCCAUUGACUCUGUAGGAGGGAAUCUUUCAUCGCGACUUUAAUGCCUGGAUUAGUCAAUUCUCAUCUCUUCUAUGUCCAACCUUAGCCAAAUAAAGUCAAUGGUAAGAACAAAUGAAAAACUAAAUUAACAAAAUAACUUCUCGCUAAUACAAAACAGCAGUAGACUGACAUACCAAUUAAAGCAAUGCCAUUGUGUGACAAACGUAUUAGCAAUUUUAUGCACCCUUAAGUGUCUUAUCCAGGAACUGACCCACAGAACAGAUUAACUGUACUAUACAUGUUUGAAGUGGAAAAUUAUGUAUGACGUAAGUGAAUAUUGAUUAAAUCUCGAGAUAAUAACAAGGGGAUAACAAUCAGAAUUCCAUCUGAAUGGAAUGAAAACAAAUGUACACAAAAAUCUGAAUCCUGUAUUGAGCAGUAAUUAUUUCCAGUGCCAAUGUAGAUGCGGUUUACUCCACAGGACCCUAAAUUAAAUAGUUGUUGAACCAAUGCAUGUCAUGCCAACUUAGCGGUUCCAUUUACACAGCUUAUCCAUGUCUCAAUUAACCUUGGCCUGGAUAGAAUAACAGCAUGUGUUUGCCGCUUUUUCUUGUGGGCUUCAAACAGCUGACUGUAUACCUAUUGAGCAUGGAUCAACCAGUAAACUGUCUCCAGCUACACCUUGUAGCAAAGUCAGAUUGGUUCUGUACUGCUUAAUAUCCGUAUGAAAUAUAUUGUGCUGUUCUCAAAUCAGUAAUCACAAAAAAAAGUCAAAAUUUGUUCAAUCACCUGCGGCAAACUAUGCAUUUUUUUGUUACAUUUGUACCAAAGGUGGCUUCCUUUCUUAAUAAUGUCUAAUGUAAUCUUUUAUGCUUUAGUCUAUUUUCAGAUGUAUUCUGUUUUGCAUGUAUAAGUAAACGUGAUCAGGACAA
This is a messenger RNA of Callorhinchus milii (elephant shark), 11533 nucleotides long. RefSeq lists its product as uncharacterized. Gene Ontology annotation, molecular function: calcium ion binding. Gene Ontology annotation, biological process: homophilic cell-cell adhesion. The record is from RefSeq and is a predicted model, not a curated record. Lineage: Eukaryota; Metazoa; Chordata; Chondrichthyes; Chimaeriformes; Callorhinchidae. Gene Ontology annotation, cellular component: plasma membrane.